Messenger RNA from Drosophila busckii, 435 nucleotides. RefSeq lists its product as uncharacterized. The record is from RefSeq and is a predicted model, not a curated record. Lineage: Eukaryota; Metazoa; Arthropoda; Insecta; Diptera; Drosophilidae. Bases 102 to 386 code for a protein of 94 amino acids. The transcript has a single exon.
GUCAUAAGCAAAGUAAAUAUUUUGAAACGAUUACACACACACACAAAUUCAUAGCCCUAAAUUUGUAGUUACUACAAGUCAAGUCAAUUGAACCCUAAGCCAUGCCAGAGACGACGGAACGAAAUACAAGCUAUGGCCAGAGGCGUAACAGCUCCCAGCUCUCGACCAGAACUUUGGUCAACAGACGUGCGACGGGUCCACGCCAAGCCACAGACUUUACCAGUGUGCAGAAUCUCAAACUCAAAGCUGGCGAUAUGCGUAUGGCGCGCAUGCAAGUUAGUCUAACCAAGCUGCGACUGGAAAUGGAGCAGUCCAAUAAGCUCAUCGAGCAAAUGUGCCAGGAGGCGCAGUUGGAUCUGAAGUCGUACAGCAAGCCAAAGCAGUAGUUGCUUCUAUAUCACAAUUUUAUGCAUGUCUUGUCUUAUAAAAAUCUUG